Molecule: messenger RNA, 3617 nt
Organism: Notechis scutatus (mainland tiger snake)
Lineage: Eukaryota; Metazoa; Chordata; Lepidosauria; Squamata; Elapidae
Source: RefSeq, a predicted model, not a curated record
GCCUUAAAAUUACUCCGCCAGGGUUUCACCCCGGCCGGGGAUGCUGUGUUACAAAGGCCCUUGGGUCUCUUACUGGCCAUGGCGAGUAACAGGAGCAGCCUGACGGAGAAGCCCCAGGCUGGCUGGGACGACUCUGCCGGCGGCCCCCGCGUCUCGGUCGCCUGUUCCUGGGUGUGUCCGAGCGAUCUGGCGAGUGUUCUCUGCGUCGUCCCGGCGGGUGAAUUCGAUGCGGAGGAGCUUUCGGAACCCGCCCCGAACGGUCAGAAUCUUGUUGUUCUUGAAGAACAAAUAAAUGAUGACGGUGUAGUUCCCUGUUUACUGUACUUGCACUGUGAUCCAUGCGGAUCUGAAGAAAUUGUCAGUCUAAGUAUUAUAAGUGAAGCAAGGAACAUGGAAGUCUACUUAGGAGAUGAAUACUAUGGAACUGGAAGGGGAGAGCGAGUGUUUACUGUCAAACAUGGCAGCAAAGGUGACCAGGUUUCAUUAUACAAAAAAUAUCUUAAAUUGGAAUGUCCCACGGUUUCUUGUAAGAUUAAGCUAUUAUCCAUCAGUGAAAAACAAAGAGUACUCAUCAAUAAAAUCAUAGUACAAGUCCAGUCAGCCUGUGCAAAAACUGUGCCAAAUGUUACAUUAGGAUCAGGAAUAGACCUAGAUAAAGUACAAACUAUAAUGGAAUCAAUGGGAUCCAAAUUAUCACCUGGGGCACAACAACUCCUAGAUAUGGUUCGUUUUCAACAGAAGAAUGGAAUUUCUUUUGGAGGCAAGUUACAAACCAUCUUAGGAGGAAAUGGAUUUGUGUAUGGAAAAAAUCAUCCCAUUGAUGGAUUGAAAAAGACCUCUGACUUUGAACGGUUAGACCACUUGCCCAACGGACCUUCUCUUUUAAAAGCUAAUUUGGUAGCUAAAACAGUUGCAGAGGAUUUGAAUGCACACUCCAAGAUAACCAGACAGAUUACAGGUAAUUUAUUUGAGCUCCCUGGACUUCAGCCUUGUACUGUACAUUCUGAAAGUGACUGUAAAGGAUUGCUAGCAUCGUUUUUUCAAGAACAAAGAAAUGAAAAUUCAAAUAUACCUAAUUCCUCAUUGCUGCUUCCACUUCUUCAAACAGUCUGUGGUCAAGUAGAUCGUCUACCCACAGAUGAAAAGGAUAAAUGUUGUGAAAACAAGUUUGCUUCUCAGAAAGAUGGAAUUCAAACUGUUGGUUUAGAACAGAAGCAUAUUUGUCUGUAUUUGGAAAAGUUCAUGUCCAAAAAGAUUGACGUGACAGAGAAGAGAUUAAUGGAUUAUAUUGACCUACGUAUGCAAAAACUUCAAGAACAUGUUGAUAAUAAACUUGCUUCAAUCAUGGAUUUGGUUAAUAAUUUCAAUAUUGUUUCUCAAGAAUGUGAUCCUUUGAAAGAAGGAAACACAGAUGGGAAGAGGUAGGAAAUCCUUAUAAAAAUCAAAGACCUUAAUAUGUUUUAUAAGAGUGGGUCUGUAUUUUACAAACUUUUUGCUUAUAAGCUUGUAAACAUUUACAUCUCAAAUUUCGUACUUUUUCUGUAAUUUUUCAAGUAUGAUGUGCUAAUGUUAAUUGUUAUAUAUCUGUAAUGUGCAUAAUAAGUAUUUUUUACAUUUCAGAAUAUUUUCUACAUCUACUUAUGACCUAUUUAUUUGUAACUAUUUAAAAAUUAGUCUGGGGCAUGAUAAAUGUCUUACUAAAUUAUUUUGAAACAUUCUAAAUGUUUCAAAAUAAGUGCUUUGUAGCUUUAUCAACAUUUAACAAUAUUUUUAUAGUUAAGUGUAGGGUAAUUUCACAUAAAAUAAAUUAUAUCCAUUCAUUCUGGGUUCUAAAUAAAUCUUAGAAAAAAGCAGAUUAAUUAAGGGAAAGGAGUCAGUGUAUUUCAUUGGCACAUUCUGUAUCUGGUCUUGUUAUCCAUGUAGAACUUCUAGAUAUUUCAAAAUGUAUUUGCUCUGAUCUUAUUUUGUAUAUAUUUAUCUCUAUUUGACAACGAUUCAUGGGUAAAUACACAUAUGAUGAAUUUUUGUAGUACAGCAAUAGAAUCAAAUGAUUUCUGACAUCAAAAACUAUUUUUUCUCUAUGAUUUAUUCAUGUAUACUUUUCUUUAGUACUUUCCUUGAAUGAUUGUGUAUUAAUACAUAAACAAGGUUAAAGGGUUUGCCUGAAAAUAAAUUUAACGUGAAGGAGUUCAUGGAAGGAGAAUAUUCCUGGCCGUUUUCUUUCCCACAGCCAUCUGUGUUUCCUGAAAAAUUCACCAGAAGGAAAAAGAUGGGGGAAGAGAACAAUCAUAUUUAUGACCAUAGGUUUCCUCAAUUUCUGUUUCCUUUUUUUGGUAUCUGAUGUAACUGUGUGUAUGUGUGUUUUGUAUUUGGCUAUUUCCCUUCCAGAUGUGUUUAAUGCUAUAAUUCAUUUAUCUUAAAUGAAAUUAUCCUUUAAGGAAAAAUCAUGGAAAGACGACAGAACAUUCCAUUCAUAUCUCUGUAGAUGAAAAGCGAGUCAGGUGAAGAUCCUUGUUAGUUACUCAAUUUCUGGUAUCUGUAUCCAGUUUCUCGAGUAAUGAGACGCUUUGCUGCUAGACCAACCAGGAGUACUGUGUUUGUAGCCAACACAAUAAAUGCAAGGAUAUAUAGGGUCUGGGGCUGUGCAUUAAGACUUUCUUCUGGAUAAACUUCACUGGAAAUGGCUGAAUAUAAAAAAACAGAAGACAAAGAGGUUAAAGGGUCUUCACAAAUUCCAAAAUCAUGGAACAAUAGAAUAAAAUCUGUAAAAUUGUUGGCUAUAAUUUUUUUAACCGGUAUUUUAUGACUGAUUGGGUAGAGAUGGAGAUACUGGCAGUUCUGCUUGUCUGUAGUUCAGUGGCAGCAUGCUUUGAUUGCUAUUUAUAAUACUGAAAGUGCUCUUAAACAAUUCGCAAAAAAAAAAAAAAACCUGUUAAAUGUACUGAUGUAAUCAACUCCAAGAAAACAUUCUCACCUGAGCGAUCUAUGGAACUUUCUUCUCUUUUCAGUCUGAGGGGUCCAAUCACAGCAUCGCCUUUCCAUUUGUAGGAGGAAAUCUCUCUCUUAUGCCGAGAAACGCAACCUUUGGUACAGCGAGAAUUAGAAUCCUUGCUGUCACAAAUUAAAACUUCACAGCGAAGAUAAACGGAUGGGUAAUGUUUUAGAAAUCUGAAGGACCUGAAGCUGAAUCUCCCGUAAUGCUCAGUGAUGGGAUAGGCCAUAAAAGUAUCAUCCUUAGUGCAGCUGAAAUAGAAUUUUCAGAUUAUUUUAUCAUGAUUAAUAAUAUGCAUUGAUAUAUUAUGCUUAUCAGAACUGUAAAAGUUCAAGAAUGGGUUCUUUUAAGGCAAAAAAAGUUUCAGUCCUACAUCUAUUUCUUUCCUUUGGCACAUGGAUUCUUUCAAUCUGUAGUUACCCCUCUUAUAUUCUGUCCAGAAGGUUACUCAUGUUAGUCUGUUGCAUGUGUACAAUAAAGCCAUGUGAGAUGUAUUACAAUUUAUAUGCUUGUAGUUAUUAAUCUAUUUUAUCAAAUGCCUGGAGUCUUUUGAGCAGAUUAUUAAAUAUAUGUAAAGGUGAAUGAAUGGCUAUAGCCACACUGUACCACUUUUGUUUAUAAACAA